Molecule: messenger RNA, 3294 nt
Organism: Bolinopsis microptera
Lineage: Eukaryota; Metazoa; Ctenophora; Tentaculata; Lobata; Bolinopsidae
Product: synaptonemal complex protein 1-like
Exons: 1
Coding region: 1-3150 (1049 amino acids)
Biological process (GO): synaptonemal complex assembly
Cellular component (GO): synaptonemal complex
Source: RefSeq, a predicted model, not a curated record
AUGUUACAACAGAGACAGCGACUAUCAGUAGCACAACAUGAAGCAGAAAAAUCUAAUAUGAAUAUGACUUCAAUUCACUGCAAACUUCAAGAAGAAGCUGAGAAAAUUCGAAAAUGGCAAACGACUUCAGAAAUUGAGCUUAAGCAAAAAAUCGCCAAGCUCAAAGAGUGUGAGCGUCUUAUCACAAACCAACGUAAUCAAGUGUUAGAGAAGCAGAUCGAAAAUGAAAAUCUGGUGACUUUACUUCAAAAGGAACAGAUGAAUCAAGCACAGAUCAAUGUGAAGUUAAAAACUGCCAGGGAGUUGUUCAUUGCUCUUAAAAAUCACUCUGAAAAUCUUCAAACAUCUAUUGUCCGUGGUGAAGAAGAUAGAGACUCGCUAAGAAUGUUAGCUGCUGAUAACAUUAAGCAGAUUCAAGAGAUGAAAACCAAAAUGCUGGAAGUGGUUGAAGCUACUGAAAAAAGAGUAGAUGCUCUGAAAGCUUGUGUCAAAGAGAAAGAAAUUACCCUUGAAGAACUAGCAUUUUCAUCCAAAAAUGAAAUUGAGAGCACCAAAAAUACCAAUAUGGCUUUAGAAAAGGAAGUUGCUUCUUGUAAAUUGGACAUUGAUGAUAUUUCUAGACAGUUACUUGACAAACGCAGUGUCAUCUCUUCCCUCGAAGAUAAGAUAAAGAAUUUAGAAAGUGACAAAACCAAGCAGCUAGCUUUUAUAGCCUCUCAAGACUCAAAGCUAGAUGAACUUCAAAAUAUGAUCAAUGUAACUAAAUCAGCCUAUAAGUGUGCACAGGAGAAUGUAGAAAAACUACAGCAAGAAAGUAAAAACAUUUCAGAUCAGUUCAACAGUUACAAAGAUGAUGCUGAGCAGCAAAUUGAGGAACUUCAAACUGAGCUGACUGAGCUAACUGAUUCACUAACUCAGUUGUCGACUCAAUAUAAUGAGAUGGCAUCAAAGAAUGAUCGCAUUGAGAGUGAAAAUAGGUCGCUGAAAGAUAGUGUUUCCCAACUGGUCAAAUGCGUGGAAGAUCUACAGGAAAAGCAAGAAUGUAGUGAAGCUGAAGUGAAGAAUCUAACUGAUACAUGUAGCACAGCAAUGAAGAAUGAGCUUGAGCUGAAGGCUUUAGUUGAAGAUAAAGAAGCCAAAAUGCAAGAACUGUCUCGUACCAGAGAAGAGAUUGAAACUCAGCUUAACUCUAUAUCUGAAAGUCUUAAUAGUGUUCAGUUAAAAGAGGUUGAAUACUUGCAAGAAAUCGAAGGCCUCACGUUGUCCAAUAGAACAAAGGAUAACAAGCUAGUAGAGUUAGAAAAUAAAUCAUCUGACCAUGACAAUCACUCAAAAACAAUUGCAUCUGAUUUAGACAAAAUGGUGUUGGAAUAUCGUGAAUUGAAAAGCAAAUGUGAACAACUUGAGCAGGAUUACCAAUCUAUGGCCUUGUCAUUGUCGGGAAAAGAUUGUGAGCUAGGGGAGCUGGUUUCUAAAAAUGAGUCAUUAAAACAGCUAGUCAAUGAAUUGUUGCUGAGUAUGCAACAUUUAAAAGAUGAACACGAUAACCUCACCAGAACAGUGUCAGUCAUGCAAGAAACAUUUGACUGCUGCAGCAGUGAAAUGAAAUCAUUGAGAGGAAGUGUACGACAUCAGGACAACAUACUUGCCAAAAAAGAUGCAGCAGCUUUAAAGCUGAAAGACCAAAUUCAAUCCUCAGCUCAGAAGAUAACAGAUCUCUUGAAAUCUGCUAUGAAGUUAGAGCAAAAUUUGUCGGACAUUUCUUCAAGAAAAGAUAAAGCAGAAAAAUUAGUUGAAGAAAAGAUGAAGAUCUGCUGUGACCUAGAGCAGAAGAAUUUCCAAUUACAAGCUAGAGUCGAUCAGCUUUUGAUAGAAGUUGACAAAUCUAAAUCGUCAAUAAAUUCAGCUGUAAUUGAUUCCUCAGAUCGUCAACAGAAAUUAUACGAUCAACUGAGUGAAGCCACUGCAAGUCUUCGUGAGAAAGAUAUGUUGAUAAAAAACUUAAACGGUGAUUUAGCUAAAGUGAAGAUUGAUUUGUCUAAAGAGUUGAAAAACGUCGCAUUCCAAAAAGAAGCUUGUGAAAAGGAGAAUGUGCAAUUAAAGAGCUCCAUUUCCAAUAAGGCUGGGGAUAUAUCAGCAUUGGCAGAAGAAAUCAGCAAACUCCAAAACAAAAUACUGAAGCUUGAUGAUGCCAAAAUAACAUCAACCUCUGCAACCACUGACGAACUGAAAUCGUUAAACUUGAAAAUCGGACUUUUGGAACAAGCCAAAAAGGAACUCUUGGAAAAAUUGUCUCUUCAUCAAGCUGAACAGAAAUUGAGUGAUUCUGAAAAGUUAAAGUUUGAAGGAUUUUUGACUGAAAAGCAAAAUGAAGUUGCUGACCUACAUUUGAAAAUGGAGCAGUUAGAAUCAGACAAUUCUAAAUAUCGUUUUCAAUAUGAGGAUCUUAAAACCGAAAUGGGUGUAUUGAAGGACAAACAAAAGAAUUUCAAGGUCACUAGUCAAAAGUUGAAAGAGAAAGAAGGUCAGUUAAAAAUUGCAAAUGCGAAUUUAGAACAAUACUCUACUGCCGAGAAGGGAUAUCAGUCGACUAUUGAUAAACUGAAGAAGGAGAUUAAGAAGCUCAACAAGAGCAAAGUUGAAGCUGUUUUAUCCAAUGUGUCCUCUAAAUCCCCAGCAGUUGGUGACAUAUCUUCCUUCACCAGCCCAAUUAAACGACCCAAGAUAGCCAACCCUGAUUCUCCUAAAACUCCCACUGUUAGUAGGUCCAAGAAGCGACGUGUUGCAUUUGGGAAGUCUCCCUCGUGGCAUGAACCAUCAGAUGAAGAAGAGGCUGAUAUGACUGUUUCAAGUUCCACUAAUUCUAAACCAAACAAAGUAAAGUACCUGUCAAUGAGCAAAUCACCAAAAACAACAACAUAUGCCUCCGCAAAGUCCCCUUGCAGAUUGAAACUAUCAAAAUCUCCUGGCCCAGUUACUGAUUUACUUGCUAAAUACCCCACCCCAUCUAGUGCACAAAAACGGGGAGUCAAACUUCCAGAUGCUUAUCUUAAGAGAAAAGAAGCUAAUGAAAAGAAGAAACAAAAAAUUAAGGUCGAAGCAAGUUCAUGGUUUGAUUCAGACUCUGCAUUUGGGUUUGAUGAAAUGUAAAUCACGAAAAUCUAUCAAAAAACUUUUAUACUACCUGUGUGCCUAACUACCAUAUUUUUAUCGAGUUAUUUGUUCAGAAACAGUAUUUUUAGAAGAUGUACACGGAAUAUGGAACCAGACAGGUUCAAAUCACAGUGACAAUUA